Messenger RNA from Callorhinchus milii (elephant shark), 5858 nucleotides. It is a transcript of the gene ino80, whose product is annotated as INO80 complex ATPase subunit. The transcript has 36 exons. The record is from RefSeq and is a predicted model, not a curated record. Gene Ontology annotation, molecular function: histone binding; DNA binding; ATP-dependent chromatin remodeler activity. Gene Ontology annotation, cellular component: nucleus; Ino80 complex. Gene Ontology annotation, biological process: DNA repair; DNA-templated transcription; chromatin remodeling. The coding region runs from base 184 to 4800 and encodes 1538 amino acids. NCBI's taxonomy places the organism in Eukaryota, Metazoa, Chordata, Chondrichthyes, Chimaeriformes, Callorhinchidae.
CGCUCGGAGGGACUCAGGCAGAGCCGCUGAGCAAGCGGCCGCCCCGCUCUCCCUGUCAGACAGCGCGGCUUCACCCUCUUCCAAGCCAGCGCCAUCUUGGCUCGGCCAGAGGAGCGGCGCGGCGGGCGGGUCGGCGGAGUACCUUCAAGACGCCACGUUUCUCCUGGGCGAGAGGAGCUUUCUAUGGCAGCAGACUUACUUCAGAGUGAGAAUGGGAGCAGCGCAGAGCUGGCAAAGCCUCUCCAUCUGCAAUACCUGGAACGUGCACUACGACUCGACCCCUUCCUGCGUCAGGCUGCUGUCGUCUUCAACAGGCCCAUCUCCAGCAGUGAUGAGAGUGACGAUGGUCUGGAGGAGGCUCCCUCACUAUCCAAGCCAGGGCCUGCAAACCUGAGCCACAUUAAGAAGGAACCAGUGGAUGAGGACGUGGGAGAGAGACGGGCGCUGGCAGCCCCACGCUCACUCAAUGGGGCUUUCCAUCCAGAGGUGAGAGCGGAGCGGGCAAACCUGUACAACUUCAGCAAAGUCAAGAAGAGCAGGAAGUGGCUGAAGAGCAUUCUGCUGAGUGAGGAGACAUCAGAUGAGUCUGAGCACGAGGAGCCCAAUGACAGCUUCACUCUCUCCAAGGACGAGCUGCACGACAUGCUCCGUCUCCACAAGUCCCGCAAACUCCACCAGAGCCGGGUGCACAGUGACCGCGAGCAGCACCAGUACCAGUAUUACAGCACCGGGCUGCUCUCCACACAUGACCACUUCUACGAGCAGCAACGCCAUGUCCUGGGUCCCAGCAAGAAGAAGAAGAAGGAGGAGAAGAAGCUAAAGGCUAAGCUGAAGAAGGUAAAGAGGAGGCGGGAGGUGGAGCACUCCAUUGGGGAGUCGCCCCACCGCCUGGAGAUGAAAAUCUUUGCCAAGUUUUCACACGACGCCCCUCCGCCCGGCUCCAAGAAAAAGCACCUGAGCCUGGAGCAGCUGAACGCCCGGCGCCGCAAGGUGUGGCUCAGCAUCGCCAAGAAAGAGGUGCCCAAGAUGUACAAACAGAAAUCCUCCGCACGGAACAUGAUCCUGACAAACACCAAGAAGCUGGCGUACCAGUGUAUGCGAGAGGUGAGGAGAGCUGCUAUCCAGGCCCAAAAGAACUGUAAGGAGACACUGCCCCGAGCCCGCCGGCUGACCAGGGAAAUGCUACUGUACUGGAAGAGGUACGAGAAGGUGGAGAAGGAACAUCGCAAGCGGGCAGAGAAGGAGGCGCUCGAGCAGCGCAAGCUGGACGAGGAGAUGCGGGAGGCUAAGCGACAGCAGAGGAAGCUGAACUUCCUGAUCACACAGACAGAGCUGUACGCUCACUUUAUGAGCCGGAAGCGGGAGAGCGAGAGCGACGAGGAGCAGGACCGCAUCCUCCUCAAGCUGGACGACAGCGUCACGUACCGGCAGGUCCACAUCGGUGGCGGAGUCCUCAUUAACCUCACCCAGGAGGAUUACGACAGUGAGUACUACAAGGCCCAGGCACUGAAGAACGCUGAGGAAGCUUAUCAAGUGCAGCAAGCUCGGACCCGGCUGUUUGAUGAGGAAGCAAAGGAGAGCCGGAUGGCAGCGCUGCGGGCAGCCAACGAGUCCGGCACGGGGUUUGGGGAGAGUUACAGCUUGGCCAAUCCUUCCAUCUGCGCUGGGGAGGAUAUCCCACAGCCUGCCAUGUUCAUUGGCAAACUCAAGGCCUAUCAGCUGAAGGGCAUGAACUGGCUCGCCAACUUGUACGAGCAGGGUAUCAACGGGAUAUUGGCUGAUGAAAUGGGGCUGGGGAAGACGGUGCAGAGCAUCGCUUUCCUGGCACACUUGGCUGAGAGGGAGAACAUCUGGGGUCCGUUUUUAAUCAUCUCCCCCGCUUCAACCCUCAACAACUGGCACCAGGAAUUCACCAGAUUUGUUCCUCGGUUCAAGGUGCUGCCGUACUGGGGGAACCCGCACGACCGAAAGGUGAUCAGGAAAUUCUGGAGUCAGAAGACGCUAUACACACAGGAUGCCCCAUUCCACGUGGUGAUAACCAGCUACCAGCUGGUGGUGCAGGACGUCAAGUACUUCCAGAGGGUCAAGUGGCAAUACAUGGUGCUGGACGAGGCCCAGGCUCUCAAAAGCAGCUCCAGUGUGCGAUGGAAGAUCCUGUUACAAUUUCAAUGUCGAAAUAGGCUGCUGCUGACGGGGACGCCCAUCCAGAACACCAUGGCUGAGCUUUGGGCCCUGCUGCACUUCAUCAUGCCCACUCUCUUCGACUCCCACGAUGAAUUCAACGAGUGGUUCUCCCGGGACAUCGAGAGCCAUGCGGAGAACAAGUCUGCUAUCGAUGAGAACCAGCUGUCUCGCCUACACAUGAUUCUCAAACCUUUCAUGCUGCGGAGGAUAAAAAAGGAUGUGGAGAAUGAGCUCUCUGAUAAGAUUGAGAUCCUGAUGUACUGCCAGCUGACGGGUAGGCAGAAGCUGCUGUACCAGGCGCUGAAGCACAAGAUCUCCAUUGAAGACCUGCUGCAGUCCUCCAUGGGCACCAGCCAGCAGGCCCAGAACAGCACCAGCAGCCUUAUGAACCUCGUCAUGCAGUUCCGUAAGGUGUGUAACCACCCGGAGCUGUUUGAGCGCCAAGAGACUAAAUCACCCUUUCACAUGUCUCUGAGACCCUACAGCAUUCCCAAGCUUGUGUACAGGCACGGCCAGAUUAUCCACUUCAGUCACUGUCGCAACAGGUGGUUACGAGUCAUCAUGUCACCCUUCUCCCCGGCCCAUAUCCAACAAUCUCUCUUCCACAGAAAAGGUAACGAUGAAGGAAGCGCUUUUUCUUUCCUGCGGUUUAUUGAUGUGUCGCCCUCCGAAAUCUCCAAUCUCAUGCUUCAAGGCAUGCUGGCCAGGUGGUUAGCUUUAUUUCUAGCACUCAAAGCUUCCUACAGGCUUCAUCACACUCGCAGCUGGGGGGAAGCUGAGCUCCCGGGGCAGCACCUCAACAACCAGGCACUCGUCAUAUGGCUGGACUCUCCACUGGCCUUCCCCAACAUUCACAGCAGCAGAGUUUUACAGGAACUGUGUUUCACCAGCUGUCAUAAGGCUGUUGUGCGCCACGUGCAAUAUGCUCAUCCCCGGAAAUCUGCCUUAUCUUCGCACUACAGUCAGUCAGUGGAGCUGCCAGCCUUCCUGUACACCUCCAGUCCCAGGGUGACCGCUGUGCCACACGAGGCCUACUGCUGUGAUCGCAGCGCUGAAUAUGAGCGGCGGCUGGUGCGGGAAGGGGGUAGCCUCACGGCCAGGCAGUGCCUGCUGUACGGCACCCCACAGCUUGCUGUACACUGGAGGAAUCGUCUCUCCAGCUUCUUCCCCGACAGUCCCGGGGGCCUGUUCGCCAUUCAGGCCAGGCGCGGCUGGUCUUUCAUCAGGAUCCCAGACAAGGAGAGCCUGAUCACAGACAGUGGCAAGUUGCACACGCUGGACAUCCUGCUGACACGACUGAAAGCUCAGGGACAUCGCAUUCUCAUCUACUCCCAGAUGACCCGCAUGAUCGACCUGCUGGAGGAAUACAUGGUGUUCAGACAGCACACUUACAUGAGGCUGGAUGGCUCCUCUAAGAUCUCGGAGCGCAGGGACAUGGUGGCCGACUUCCAGAGCAGAACGGACAUCUUUGUCUUCCUCCUGAGCACGCGUGCCGGGGGGCUCGGCAUUAAUCUGACCGCGGCGGAUACGGUGAUAUUUUACGACAAUGACUGGAACCCCACGGUGGACCAACAGGCCAUGGACCGUGCUCACCGCCUGGGACAGACCAAGCAGGUCACCGUGUACCGGCUCAUCUGUCAGGGCAGCAUCGAGGAACGCAUCCUGCAGCGUGCCAAGGAGAAGAGCGAGAUUCAGCGAAUGGUAAUUUCUGGGGGAAACUUCAAGCCAGACACCCUGAAACCCAAGGAGGUGGUCAGCUUACUGCUGGACGACGAGGAGUUGGAGAAGAAGUUGCGGCUACGACAGGAAGAGAAGCGAGUUCAGGAGGAGACAAACAAGGUGAAGGAUCGAAAGCGGAAACGAGAGAAAUAUGCAGAAAAGAGGAGGAGAGAGGACAGUGAGGUGAUGAAGAGGAGGAGAGAGGGGCUGAGCACACUGACGCCCUCGCUGGCCUCCGCUGAGAACUCCAACAUCUCCUCUGGGAAUCUGUCAGCCGACGGCGAUGGAGAAGACUCCUUCCUCAGCAUGGACUCCGCCAUGCCCAGCCCUUACAGCGAGAUCUCUAUGAGCAGUGAGCAGCACACGGGCUCCAUCGCGCCGGACGAGAGCAGCAGUGACCUGGUGAUAGUGGAUGAUCUGGCCUCAGCGGCUCAGUCCCGAGCCACCAGCUCCCCCGUCUCCAUCACGGGCUCCACCUCCGACCAGAUCAACGGAAUGUCCCAGGAGAGGUCCUUGUCCGCCCACAGCCACUCUGGCCGAGCCCGCGGACGUCCCAAGUGCUCCGCGGCUUCAGGGAAGGCAUCGAGUAAAGGCCGCGGCAGGAAGCCUGGGACUGGCAGUGCAGCCGCCAUAGCGGGAGCCAGGGCAGGAGCAGCCGCUGCCUCAGCCGCAGCCUAUGCCGCGUACGGCUACAGCGUGUCCAAAGGGCUGGUGGUGAGCGGGUGUUUGCCGCCGGUGGUGGGCCGACCUGGCAGCACAGCAGCGUUCAGUGUGGUGAGCAGCUCCCCUCACAGCCAGACCAACAGUGUGGCCCCGGACACCAGCACCCCGGCACACUCUCCCAGCAAGCAGGCCGGCAAGGGGCUGCUGGAGGCAGCCACGGCGGGGGGACGGUAACCAGCGCCUCCCCUCCUCCCCCCAACCCCCAGAGCAGGGGGUCUGAGUGUCACAGCUUGUUGAAAAGCCAAAAAAGAGAAGUGAAAUCAUGGAGAAGGUGUUUGUGUGGGAGUGAGGUGUCGAUGAUGUUCACCGCCAGCCAGCGAAGGAGUGAGCGAGCGAGCGAGCACACGCCUGACUUUGGUUUCCUGAAUGUGCUAUUUUUUAUAGAUGAACUUGUAAAUAUGUGUAAAAAAACGGGAAAAAUCAAAGCGAGAAGUGCUAUCUUUUACUAACCAGAGGCUGCUGACCCACCCACCCUGCGGCGGGGGAGAAAUGGUCGUUUUAUGGCGAAUUGUAUGUGUAUUUUUACUAGUUUACAAACAGCCCCACGUUGGAACAUGGUUUUAAUUUGCCUGAGGAGGCAGCUCGUGCCCUGAUUUGUCGCCCCCACCCGGCAGAGCCCCCCCACCCCCCCAACUCUCCGCUCUUUCCCUAGUACCCCCUCUCCUUCCACACUCUCUCCGCCCCUCCCCGCUCAGCUCCCUGCUGGUUUGAUCUUGGCAGCGGAGCCAGUGGAUGGGCUUCAGGAAGUAGCUCCAUCCCCAAGCCCCUGCCCCCUCCGCACAGCUGCCAGUGUGUGGUGACCGGCCCGGUCUCUCACAGCACUGACCAACUCAGCCACCAGCUUAGCCUCUUCCUGUUACUAGUCGCACACGGCUCCAGGUUGAGUGUGGACUCUCUCCCCACCCCCCCACCCCCCAGGAUGUUUUCCCCAUGCCCCACCAAACAGAAGCUUCAUAUCUCUAUAAGAGCUUUGCCCGUGCAACCGUGGAGCAAGCCCACCCUGGGUGCUCGGUCACAGUGACAGAGGUAGGGCCAGGGAGAGGGUGGGGGCUCUGCUUUCCCGGCGUCCCCGUGCCGCAAAGCUUCCCCUGAACAGUGAGAGACCAGCAUCUGAUCCACGCCUAUAAUGGCUCAAUGCGCUUCACAGUAAUUGCUGUUAACUGUAGUGACUGUAUUUGUAGGCAGUGUCCCCACACAAAACAAAUCAUCCAAUAAAGAGAUCAUUAACUUGG